AUGGCAGCAGGGACGUUAAAACCGUCCUUAUUGUUGAGCAUCUGUGCAUUCGGCUCAGUCCAAAUGCUGCUCAAAGAGCAUGGGUUCACUCAUGCCUGGGCUGAUCAUGCGGGUAAGCUCGCAUUACUCGCUGCUGAAACGCCACACGAGGAAAACCUGGUUACAUUCGCGACCCUUAGUCUCUUCUGGUACACGCAAGGUUUCUGGAGAAGGUCUUAUAUAUACAAAGGUUAA
Exophiala aquamarina CBS 119918 is the source of this 234-nucleotide messenger RNA. RefSeq lists its product as uncharacterized. Bases 1 to 234 code for a protein of 77 amino acids. The transcript is spliced from 2 exons. The record is from RefSeq and is a predicted model, not a curated record. NCBI's taxonomy places the organism in Eukaryota, Fungi, Ascomycota, Eurotiomycetes, Chaetothyriales, Herpotrichiellaceae.